This is a messenger RNA of Porites evermanni, 375 nucleotides long. The record is from the annotation of a GenBank genome assembly. NCBI's taxonomy places the organism in Eukaryota, Metazoa, Cnidaria, Anthozoa, Scleractinia, Poritidae.
AUGGCACUUUUAUUCCAUCUCUAUUUUCUUGUAGGUUCUGGCUCUAGGUAUUGGUACGACUCAAACGCCUUUUUAUUCUCACUUGUAAACAAGCCAGGGUGGGCACCCAUCAAGUUGCCUCAGACAGGGAAAAAUACUUCCAGAAGGCAAUAUUCCAUAUACUUUAACCCAUCAUUUGGGCCAACAUUCGGAGGAGGAAAUGACAUUUACAUAUCAAACUACGCGUCAUCCAAUCGCAAUUCAUAUGGCAACCUUGGCCAUACUUACAGCCCACCGAGCGGAUACAGCGACGGCAACACCCUCGCCAAAAUAUUCCUAGCAGGAACAUACAGCUUCACACCAGACGAAGUAGAAACGUUUUACGAAACAACUUAA